Messenger RNA from Chlorella variabilis, 1668 nucleotides. RefSeq lists its product as hypothetical. Lineage: Eukaryota; Viridiplantae; Chlorophyta; Trebouxiophyceae; Chlorellales; Chlorellaceae. The record is from RefSeq and is a predicted model, not a curated record. Bases 1 to 1668 code for a protein of 555 amino acids. The transcript has 13 exons.
AUGAAGACCGUGCUGGCAGCCUGCCUGCUGGCCCUGGUGGCCACCGGAGUGGGCGCCCGCCAGCUGACUGGCCAACCAAGCGUGGGCGGAUUUGUGGACACCGAUGCCAGCUCCUGGAGCAACGGGCCCGCCAGCAGCGCCGGUAAGGCCUGGGGCGAGGUUGAUGCCAGCGGCGCCAGCGCCGGCAGCAAGGCGCUCUCAUGGGCGGGCGAGGGCGGCUCCUCCGCGGCCGACGCCAGCUCGACCGCCGUCAAGCUGGGCUCCGGCGGCGGCCAGGGCACUGUGGACACCUCCGCCGAAACUGCCGCCCAGAACAACGGCAACGCCUUCGCUUCGGGCAAGGGCAGCGUCACCCCCAGCCUGCUGAGCGCCGAGAGUGUGGCCAAGUCCUCCUCCGGCCAGGGCGGGUCCGCCUCGGCUUCUGCCAGCGCCGAUGUCAGCUCCUCCGGCGGUAAGGACCACCCCAAGCCCCAGCCGCCCAAGAAGCACCCCAAGCCGCAGCCGCCGAAUAAGGAGCCCAAGCCGCAGCCGCCGAAGAAGGAGCCCAAGCCGCAGCCGCCGAAGAAGCCUGAGGAGCCCGAGAAGCCUGAGAAGCCCCGCCCAGUGCCUGUCAAGCCCGUCAAGAAGCACCCCAAGAUUGUCAUCGUCAAGCCAACCCCCGAGGAGGCUCCUGAGGAAGCUCCUGUGGAGGUGACCCUCAAGGCCGCUCAGGAGAAGGAGGAGGAGAUCCCCGAGUGCACCGACGGCGUGCUGGAUGUGUGCUGCCCGCUGCCGGUGACGUGCGACAAGAAGGGGAACCUCAACACAGUGUGCAAGUUCAAGGUGGUGCCCGUGCCCACCGACGCCACCGCCUCCGCUGCCGCCGACGCCACCGCCUCCGCUGCCGCCGACGCCACCGCCGGCGCCGCGGGCGCCGCCUACGGCACCCAGGCCGCCGCCCCUGCCAACGGCGCCCCCGCCGUCACCGGCUACUCUGGCCCAGCUGACUCCUCUGGUGCCAGCGGCUGCGGCUCCGCCGCCAACGGCGACGCCACCAGCAACGGAGGUGCUACCAGCUAUGGUGAUGCCACCAGCAGCGGAGAAGCCACCACCACCGGCUGCCCCACCGAGGCAGAGCCCGUCACUGAGGUCUACUACCUCGCCUCCUACCCGCCCAAGGUCUGGACCGAUGGCAAGGGCUUUGAGUGUGUGUGCCCCGAGGUUAAGUGCCCUGCCGAAGAGGAGUGCCCCGCUGAGGAGCCUGUGGUGGAGGAGGAGCCCGCUGCACUGCCCGUCCCCACGCCCAUCAUCAUCAUCAAGAAGAAGAAGGUAAAGCCGCCGGCCCCGGAGCCCCCUGCCCCCAAGCCCAAGCCCACCGCCGCCGAGGCCGAAGCCGCCGCCUCAUCCAGCGGGGGCGCUUCCAGCGCCGAGGCUCAGGCUGCCGCCGCGGCGGCUGCCAACGCCAAGAAGGCCAGCGCUGAGGCGGAGGCUGCAGCCUCAGCGGCUGCCAGCGGGAAGAACGCUGCCGCCGAGGCCGAGGCCGCUGCCAAGGCAGCGGCUUCCGCCAAGAAGGAGGCCGAGGCCGCCGCCGAGGCUGAGGCGAAGGCCAAGUCUUCCAGCAACGGUGGCAAGAGCUCCUCCUCCUCGUCCGCAAGCGCCAAGGCCUCUGCGGGCGGCGGCGGCAAGUGA